Molecule: messenger RNA, 7575 nt
Organism: Mauremys mutica (yellowpond turtle)
Lineage: Eukaryota; Metazoa; Chordata; Testudines; Geoemydidae
Gene: LPAR2
Product: lysophosphatidic acid receptor 2
Exons: 5
Coding region: 414-1583 (389 amino acids)
Biological process (GO): G protein-coupled receptor signaling pathway
Cellular component (GO): membrane
Molecular function (GO): lysophosphatidic acid receptor activity
Source: RefSeq, a predicted model, not a curated record
UCACUCAGUUUAAAUAUGUUGCUCCAGAGAAGGGUUUUCUAAUUAAACUUAGCUGCCUCUCGCUGGGGAUCCGAGAGGGUCUGCACACAGUUGGACAGGCUCCCAGACAGAAAGAACGGUCCAAAAUCAUUCUAGCUAAUCUAUCCAUUCAUCCCUCUCAUUGUGGUAUCUAAAUGCUUGUAUUUUUAGGGUUAGGCCUCCUUGACUGUGGAUACUGACCCAGGUCAGGUGACUGAGUCCAAGCCACACAUUUCCAUCUUCCACAGCUUUCUGAACAGAACAUUUAACUAUCUGCUAGCAGAUCAGAGGAGGAAGUGUGCUGGGUGGAAGAUGCAGUGGAAAUGGUGCAAACGAGGAUCUCAAGUGUGCUAGCUGAAAAUGCUGGAGCCCUGUAGGUACUACAGCUUGCACAAAUGAUGGGAAACUGGUGGAAGAUUUUCAAAUGCAGCCCUUGGGAAGAAGAGUGGCCUUGGGGCUCAGGAAUGGGAGUCGGGAGAGCUGGGUUCUUUGCUGGGUCUGUCAAACCUUACUUACGUGGGACUGUAAAGAUGAAGCACUGCUACUACAACGAGAGUGUGGGGUUUUUCUACAACAACAGCCGGAAGGAGCUGACCUCCUACUGGAGAACCAAGGAUGUCUUGGUCGUUGCCCUGGGCCUGACAGUCAGCGUCAUCGUGCUCCUGACCAACCUGCUGGUCAUCAGCGCCAUCAUUAUCAACCGGCGCUUCCACUACCCCAUCUACUACCUGCUGGGGAACCUGGCAGCAGCGGACCUCUUCGCGGGCAUUGCCUACAUGUUCCUCAUGUUCCACACGGGGCCCAGGACAGCAGGGCUCUCCGUCAGGACCUGGUUCAUCCGGCAGAGCCUCCUGGACACCAGCCUGACUGCCUCGGUGGUGAACCUGCUGGCCAUCGCCGUGGAGAGGCACCAGACUGUCUUCACCAUGCAGCUGCACAGCUCCAUGUCCAACCAGCGGGUGGUGAUCCUGAUCAUCUGCAUUUGGGUCACAGCCCUGCUGCUGGGUCUCAUCCCAUCCUAUGGCUGGCACUGCCUGUGCGACCUGGGCAACUGCUCCAGGAUGGCGCCCCUCUACAGCAGGAGCUACUUGACCUUUUGGGCCCUCUCCAACCUGGUCAUCUUCCUGAUCAUGGUGGUCGUCUACACUCACAUCUUUGUCUAUGUCAAGAGGAAGAUGACGCGCAUGUCCAAGCACACUAGCUUCCACCCCCGCUACAAGGAGACCAUGAUCAAUCUCAUCAAAACCGUCAUCAUCAUUCUCAGCGCCUUCGUUAUCUGCUGGACUCCAGGGCAGGUGCUGCUCCUGCUGGACGGCCUGGCCUGCGAAAGCUGCAAUGUGCUGGCGGUGGAGAAGUAUGUCCUCUUGCUGGCAGAGAUCAAUUCGCUCAUCAACGCCAUUGUCUACUCCUAUCGGGACAAUGAGAUGCGCAGCACCUUCCGGAAGAUCCUCUGCUUUAUCUGCUACAGGAAUCCCAAAUACUCUCCUGCAUCGGUCAAGUCUAAUGUCACAAAACGCAGGAUUCUCUCUCAGAACGGCCAUUCUACCAUGGACUCCUCACUGUAGGAGCCUAGCUCAGGGUUCAUUCACGCUGCUCCAUAGCAACCACCCGAGAGCAGAGACCCAGGGUGACCUGUUUGUCAAGCAGAAGAACAUUUAAAAAAAAUAAACUUGUUUGAAAGCAUAAAUGUUUGAAUAAAGAGUGGCGUCAGCAGAAUGGGGCGAAAAGCUAUUAAGGCAGUGCCGAGCAGUGCCUUGCUUGGCACAGACAGACUUUGAGUUACAUACCCGCUAUUAAAGAGGUGCUGUUUUUAACAGCACUGUUGAUUUAAUUUAGUAGCCUCCAAAAGGCAUGCUCCACGUUAACCAGGACGCUUGUGUGAGUAUUUCUACAUGAGACGUGUAUUGUCUUAGUUCUUCAGUAUUACUACCUACAGGAAUGGUCACUCCAGUGCUGUGGUAUUCCAGGGCCAUGACCCAAAGUCCUUUUGCUUAAUCUGUCCUUACUUAUUGAAAUCAGCAAGAGCUUUGCUUGAGACUUUAGAGUGAGAGACUUCUGACCCACAGAUUUUGAAAAUCCUGUUCUCUUUAAGAUGUCUCUAGGGAAGAUCCAGUUUAUGUGAAUUCCUUUAUGAGAAGCAGUUUGCUGCUUUGCUGAAGUGUCUGUUACUGAAUUUCCAAGUAUUGUGAGCUUUUCCAGAAUGUCCGAGGAGCACAUACCACUUUCCUGAGCUGGAGAGUUAAGCUGCAGCUAAAAGCUCCAAUAGCAUUGUUGUUCUGUUAAGUGUACAGCACAGUACUUUAUAGUCUUGACUGCGGAUUCAUUGCCUAUUCAUGAAGAUGCAGUGAGUCAUGUUCCCAUGAAACUAACCUUUUCCACUCACUAAGAGCCCUUCGACCGCUUUGUGUUGGAGUCUGAGGCAAUCAGCACUUUCCCUUAGAUUUUAAUGUGCAAUUUGUAGCUUAACCCUCAAUGCAAAUAGCAUGUAAACACCAUCAUUUCAAAUGUAGUCUUGAAGGCAAACCAAGACCUCUUUUGUCUCCGUGCAGCACAGAAACAAGAAGCAUUUCUCACCAUCAAUAUGCUUAGAGCCAAAUUCUCUGCUAGAGUAACUCCGCUGAUUUCAGUGGAUGUAUGGCACCAGAGUAUUCGGCUCUUGACACGUAUGUGAACACUGCGAUGAUAGAAGUUGUGAUUGUCAUUUUGGCGCCCCCUACUGGAGGCAGACAUUUUGCUAUAGAGAGAAUAUUUGUGACACUGGCUGUGUGGGAGUGUAAACUUCUUCCAUGUCCUUAACAAAAUUUUAGGGUGAGAUUUGCAAAAGCACUCAGUGUUGGGCUGAGUCUGCUCCCUUGGCUCCAGUGGGAGCGGAGGUAGACCAACACCUGUAACCUUUAACACGCAAUAUUUAAAUGUUUAAAAAUUAAAGAGCCUGAUCCUGUCAGGUGCUGAGCUCCCUCAACUCCCACUGACAUCAGCAUGUCUCAGGAUUGGAUCCAGUGUUGUUUGGGGGAUUGCUAAGCCAAUAUGGAAGCCGAUGGAAAUUUGUUGUGUCUUCUGUCAUGUCCAAUGUUACAAUCGUAGUUACUUCUGUUUAGCUAGAUGACUGUCACCAACUGUGGCUCAGAAAUCCAGAUACAACUAAGAAACAGCUUUCAAAUAUGUUGCAUAGCUUAGCCAUGCUGGAAGAGAUAUGUUACCUUUUAAACUUCCAGCUGAGAGAAAAUGGGCAGUGUUUUGCUUGAUUAGCAGAGGAGUUUUGUGUCUAAAUAUUUUCCACCAAAAAGAAAAGAGAUUAACCCUGUGGAACAGCUGCAGUUGCACCCUGGGCUUUAUGGGCUAAAUUCUCCGUUGGUGCAGAUUAGCACAGCUCCAUUGAAGUCAAUGGCCAAUUUCCACUAGCAAUGAGGUGGGUCCUGUAUUUGUAGACUCCUGGGGAUUUGUCACUGAUGGUCUGCUGGGCCCAGUACAAACCUAACAAUUUUCCGACAGCUUCUGCAAAAAGCCUUGAAGCAGCGAGGCAAUAAAAGUUCCUUUGUCUGAAAAGCAAAGCAAAAUUAUCUUAGAAAUAUUUGUCCAGGCUUUCUUUUAUUAACAGGGAAAAAGAAUUAAAAGUGUACAUUAGUUGUGGUGUUUAGCUGUGGAAUUGGUACUAAAAUUAUUUCCAGGGAAAAAAACAUUGACUGUGCUGCAUGCUGAUUAUGAAUGAAUCUUUGUAGUGGAUGAAAUGACAUGCAGCCCUUCAAGAACUGCAGUUGGCUUUUAUGCCCAAUCAGGCCUUUAAUAAGUUGUGCACAUUCCUCCCAGAGAACUCGGCUAACUCGCCUGACCUCACCCAGUCUGCUGGGCUGCAGCUGUUGCACUGUGUUACAGCAAGCAAUAAAGUCCACUCUUACAAGUGGUUUCCUGCAGGUGUCUCAGUGGAGGAAGGGAAGCUAAUAAUAAUUUUUCUUUAUUUGACAUUUUACUGCCACCAUAUAGAAGCUCAUCUUUGUUUUUCUGUAUUUUUUUACAAGUUUAUUUAAAACUAGCCUGAAAGCCGAACCUGUAUUAGCAGUGACGGAUUGUUGUACAUGAGUUCUUGUUGAUUCUUACACCUUGUCCCAGACAGACACUCCCCUCUUAGUGCCCUGCCUUAGAGCUUGUAACAAUGGAGUUGGAGGGUUGAGUAAUGACUAUGCAAAAAUUCAGCCUAUGAUUUAUUCUCCCUCUUCAGAAUGCACCUCCCCAACCCAAUCAAGACAGUGUAUAUAAAGAGAGAGACAUGGCCCAAAUCUCCUAUGGAAACAAGCCUCUGAAUGGAAAGAGAGUGGCUUGAGUCUUUCCUGAGUGAUUUAACCCUUAGAAAUCUAGCUGAUUUCCAAGUAGCUCUAAUAGAUAUGGGAGAGGGAAAAUGAGAAUCAUGGAAGCAAGAGUGGAAAAUUAUGUCAGAUGAAACUUGAAAGGAAAGGGAGAGUCAGUGAGAUAGGAUUGGCAGGUGCAGACACAAACCACCUAGCAAUGGAAAUAAAUGGUCUAUAUGGAAUCCACACGAUCAAAAGGGUACUCUGUACAAGAAAUUCACUUUCCAGGAAACACAAAGCCUUUAUCUAAAUACAUGGGGACAGGAAUUACCCUUUUAUGUUACAUUUCCUAUUCUUCUUUCUGUGUGUCUAACGACAUACUUUGCAGAGCAGGCUGUGAUGUUCUCUACUAAAAUGUUAGCUUCCUAGAGGCAACUUACCGACUCCAGAAUGUGAGUUUUGUUCUUUGUCACACUGCAUUCAUGACACAUUGGACCUGUGCUGUUCAUUUCACCUCAGUUGUCUUAGCUCAGUGCUCAAGACAAAGAAGAAGGCAAUAUUGACAGCAAAGCUAGCAUCCCUCACUCUCUUCAUCUCAAGAAGAAAAAUAAUGGAUUUCUAAUGUCGAAGUAUGAACCUCUCUUUGACAUUUCAUCAUCUACUUUUUCAAACUUCUCAUGAGAAAAUCUUCCUGCAGCCUGAAAUUGGCCACCAUUGUAUUGUUCUAGAUGUCAGAGAUGCAUAUGGCCAUUACAGACUCGUUGAGCAUUGGGUGGAAGGAAGGAAUAGACACUUAAGAGCUAUUUUUAAGGGAUCAGAUACGGGAUAUGUGAGAACACACAGCUUGAUCAAAGCUAGGCCACGUGGUUCCAGGAAUGAGGGGUCGUGCCUUGCUGGCGAGCUGGAAUUCCUUAAGCAAUUUACUACCUAAAGUCAUACAAGGGCAGUUCUGAAAGGAGGCUAACAUCAAAGGUGUGGUGCAAAUUUUGUUUGUUGGAACAAAACCUGGAAGAAAGGGGAGAGAUGAGGAAUUGUUUAAGGGGAAAUUAUUUGUGACGAUCCCAAAAGCUCACCCAUCCUUCUGAAACUCAGUGACUCGGGUGAUGGCUGGAUAGUAAAACAGCUGUAGUAUUGUGAGCAGGGCCAACUGAACGGGAGACCCCUAGGGGGCCAAACUCUGCAGAGACACCUCCCCUCCUCUAGGAGGGUAGCGAGUAUUUUCAGUUCUCGCCUAUUGUUGCUCAAUAUCAAGCAGUUGGGAGCAGUAGAAGUCUAGCGUUACUUUUCACAAGUAGAGAACACCUGGGCUAGGUGGAGGGCAGUUGUCUAAGGCUAGCAAGGAGAAAGCCAGGGCUUAGCGGAUUAUGGGGUCAGUAAAGCUAUGGCUCAAAAACCUUUUUCUUUCUUUGUGUCUUGGGACAUGCUUUAAUGUAGUUGCAAAGCCUGGCUUCUUUCUGCCACGGAAAGUGCAUGCCCAACAGAGGUAAUUCAGGAAAGAAAAAUCACACUGACUGUACAUCAGGUCUUUCCUGCAGUAUUUCUCUGUGUGAGAAGCUUUCCAUUGUGCCCUGUAAAUCACACACACAGGCAAUAUUUGUUUUGGCAGAUAUAAACAUACAUACGUGCUAGUCACAGACAUCAGUUGAGUUUCCUGAAUACAGGUUGCUCAGGGAAUCACAGUUAGUCAUUUGACAGUUGCUCUUGUGCACAGCAUAUGGGUGUGAAUGCUGCAUCGGGAACAGAAGUGAAAAGGAUCAUCCAGGGCUCACCUUGCUUGUAUGCAGUGCAUACUACAGCUCAAGAGCCCAACUUUCAAGGGUGCUUGUGAACAGACCCCCUUUGCAGCCAGAUUUGGAUCUGGGCCCCUUGAAACUGUGGUGGGAGGGAAGGUUAAUGACAUCAAUUCAAUUGAGAUAGUAGCAGAAACCUUAAACUAGGGCCAAAAUUUUCUAACUUGCAAGCCUAAGGUUAGAUACUGAGCUGGUGGAUAAGUGGUCUCGUUUUCAGAUGGCCUUAGCCCAUGCAGCUCCCACUGGUGCCUGCCUUUAGGCACGCACAUUUGAAAAGAUUGGCCCAAGAUCGUAGCUGCUCUGCAUGAACAGUAAGCUCCUGAUUCCCAUUUACAGAAAGGCCCCUCUGCAGUGCCAGAGGGGCACAGAGGGACCCUGGUAUAAAGAAAGUGAUUAUAUGAGGCACUGCACUUUUUUGCAGCUUGCAGUGUUCCUGGCUGCACUGUAAUUGUUACUGUUAGUAAAGAAAGCUUAUGGGAAUGUCUCCAUUGCUGUAUCUUAGACAAUUGUUCUAAUACUACCUGCCAUAAGCCAACCUGCAUCUACUGGGAGUUAGGAGGAGCUUUCCAGUGGGCAGUUUAUCUCAUAACAGCCACUGCAGGGUCACUGGUGCCUUCACCAGCCACCAUUUGAGGUGAGGCUCACUGGGCUCUGAACUGGGCUGGCUGUUCCUGUGUUUCUGCAUUCCUAGAACCCCACAGAGACCGUGUCACUGGGCUGAUUGUGAAAGGAGAACCACCAGCUACAUUUAAAGUGUCAGAGCUAUGGGGUUUUUUUAAAGCGCUCAGCUACCGAGCUUAUGGGUGUAGUACAAAAUGAUAGACAGGCAGAGUCAAUGCUGCUGUGGGUCUGUUCAUGACUAUCCCCAAGUGAUUCAAUAACCAACAGUGCAAUGGGAAGGUGGAAACUUCGCACUUGAGAAUUGCGUGUUAUGUCCUUUGAAAAACAGCCUUGUGAAUAAACUGGUAUUUCCCAUAUUCUGUGUGCUGACCUCUUGUCCAGAGUUGGUUUUGAAAGCCCCUUGAUCCUCCUUUCAGGCCACAGUGCAAACUUUCAACCCUGGACAUUUUAAUUGGAUGCUCUAGUUCUACAUUUGCCUCUGAGUCAUGGAGUUGCAUCUUUCUUUCUUUAAUCAAAUUUUUAUAAAAGGUAAUACCCAUCCAUCCACUUAGACUAAUGAGAAUUCACGUCUCCAAGUUACACUCCUCUAGAGUAUUACAUUAUCCAUCCAAAUGUAUCUUUUAACAUGACUCUGUAUAUGGGACAUGGCGUUAUGGAAGGUCUUAAAGAGCGUAGGUGUCCCUACCACUCGGCUGGACUUGAUUAGAUUAAACACACAGAAUAAUGAAGAGCAAUGCUCAGGCAUUAAGAAACUAAAUAAUAAAAUAAUUCACACCCCCAUCUCCUCACUCCCCACCCUGGUGCUGUAUAUAAUGAAACAAACCUACAAGUGCAGAAGACUUCACCCCUCUAGUCCCCUGACA